Molecule: messenger RNA, 1005 nt
Organism: Penicillium concentricum
Lineage: Eukaryota; Fungi; Ascomycota; Eurotiomycetes; Eurotiales; Aspergillaceae
Exons: 2
Coding region: 1-1005 (334 amino acids)
Biological process (GO): rRNA processing
Molecular function (GO): snoRNA binding
Source: RefSeq, a predicted model, not a curated record
AUGUUUGCUCACUUGGUCACUGCUGCCAAGGGUCUAUUUACGCGACAGCCCGAAGAACAAGAGUCCCACUCCCCUGGCACCUCUGCCACCAAUUCCAAGAUGGUCACAGCUACUCGACGAGGAAAUGUUGCGCCUGAAGCUGCGAGUGGAAAGCGCAAGGCGCAGUCAGCAAAUGCUAGCAAGACCGAAGACCAGCAGACUAAGCGGAGAAGAAGAAGCGAUCCUAAGGCUACUGGAACCGAUCAAGAUGCUACGAAACAUACCCCAGCAGAGAAAUCCAGCGUAAAUGGGGAGAAAGCACCUGUGAACAAGAAGAUCCGAUUCGGUAGCGAAGAACCUGAACCACUCGAAACACAGCCGGAAGAAACUUCGGAAACACCAAUCCAGGAUGAGGACGACGAAGAUGAUAGUGACGACGAUGCGCCAGAGACCAUUGACAACUCUGCCCAGCAAUUGAAAAUGAAGGAGCAGGCCAAGAAGCAAGAAGUAGCCAAGCAAUUAGAAGAGCAACUGAAGAGAGAGAAGCGACGGAAACUCGAUGAGCGUCGCAAGUUGCAAGCCAAAUCCAUUGUUAAGCCCAAGGAGGCUCCAACUGAUGAUAUGCUUUCCGAAAGCACGGCUACUCUCCAAGGCACAACUACCCAAGAUGCACGACGAGCCGCUCUUCCUGCUUUGCUUCCCGAUGACAUUUUGAAUGCCGAGUUCUCCAUUCGCCCUCCCACACCCCCUGCUGAAGAUGAAUUCGCCAUGCCAAAGAAGUCAAAUAAGUUGCGAUUCCUGGAUAAGCAGGACAAGCUUCCUAAGGAUAUCAACAUGGGGGAUGUCUCUAUCCGGGUGCUGGAUGCGCCGUCCACAAAGAAGUCCUCAAAGCCCGCGCUGGCCCCUAAAAUUUCCAAGGCUGGACGGAACCUCAAGGGUAGCAUGCGUCAGAAGACCCGUACCAUAGCACAUGGCAAUGGACUCCGACAGAAGGCCGCCGGUCCUUCUGGAUUUGUUCGCCGGUGA